Messenger RNA from Panicum hallii, 2757 nucleotides. Its product is annotated as ATP-dependent zinc metalloprotease FTSH 5, mitochondrial-like. Gene Ontology annotation, molecular function: metalloendopeptidase activity; ATP hydrolysis activity; ATP-dependent peptidase activity. The transcript is spliced from 7 exons. Gene Ontology annotation, biological process: proteolysis. The coding region runs from base 145 to 2301 and encodes 718 amino acids. The record is from RefSeq and is a predicted model, not a curated record. Gene Ontology annotation, cellular component: chloroplast thylakoid; membrane. NCBI's taxonomy places the organism in Eukaryota, Viridiplantae, Streptophyta, Magnoliopsida, Poales, Poaceae.
GAACCCACCCCCGCCCCCUCCCCGUCUCCCUGGACUUGGACGACUCCGAUCACUCGGCCCCGCCCGCCUCCGCCUCCGGUCGUCGCCCUCCCCAGCGGCGCCUCCCCGGGAUCUCUCCGCCGCAGGCCACUUCCUCUGUUCCCCAUGGCCUGGCGACUGGCCAUCUCCAAGGUUGCCAGGCAUCGGUCAGCAAAUGCCAUUUGCAGUCAGCUACCGGCAACCUUUCCUUUCAGGGCACCCAGGAGCGAUACCGGAGCAGGCAGCGUGCUUAGAAAUUUGCACAAGAGGUACCGCUCAAGCUAUGCCAGUAGCUUUCCACGCUGGAUACGGGACCUGGACUCACCUAGUGAAGCUUCUCUGCUUAAAGAGAUUUAUAGAAGUGACCCAGAAAGAGUUGUACAAAUCUUUGAAAGGCACCCUUCAUUGCAUUCCAACUCGUCGGCUCUUUCUGAGUAUAUCAAAGCUCUUGUCAGUCUUGACAGACUAGAGGAUAGCCUCCUGCUUAAAACAAUGCAGAGAGGACUGGCUAGUUCAGUAAUGGAUGAAGAAAGGCGUACUGGUCUUGCUGCAAUUGCAAGUGUUGGUCGUCAGACUAAAGAUGGAGCUCUUGGUACCGCAAAUGCACCUAUUCACAUGGUUACCGCAGAAACUGGUCAAUUUAAGGAGCAGCUUUGGAAAACCUUCCGAAGCAUUGCACUUACUUUCAUUGUAAUCUCUGGCAUUGGAGCUCUCAUUGAAGACAGAGGAAUUAGUAAAGGCCUUGGUUUGAAUGAAGAGGUUCAGCCGAGCAUGAGUUCGAAGACUAAGUUCAGUGAUGUCAAGGGAGUUGACGAGGCUAAAGCUGAACUUGAGGAAAUUGUUCACUACCUACGAGAUCCCAAACGUUUUACACGCCUUGGUGGAAAGCUUCCUAAAGGUGUUUUGCUGGUGGGGCCACCUGGAACGGGAAAAACCAUGUUGGCAAGGGCUAUAGCUGGGGAAGCUGGUGUUCCUUUCUUCUCAUGCAGCGGUAGUGAAUUUGAGGAGAUGUUUGUGGGUGUUGGGGCUCGAAGGGUGAGGGACCUGUUCAAUGCAGCAAAGAAGCGAUCCCCUUGUAUAAUAUUCAUCGAUGAAAUUGACGCGAUUGGUGGGAGCAGAAAUCCCAAGGAUCAACAGUAUAUGAAGAUGACCUUGAAUCAGCUGCUUGUUGAGUUGGAUGGCUUUAAGCAGAAUGAUGGGAUAAUUGUAAUUGCAGCAACUAACUUCCCUCAGUCACUGGAUAAAGCACUUGUUAGGCCUGGGCGCUUCGAUCGUCACAUUGUGGUUCCUAAUCCAGAUGUUGAGGGCCGACGACAGAUCCUGGAUACUCAUAUGUCAAAGGUCUUAAAAGCAGAUGAUGUGGAUCUGAUGAUCAUUGCAAGGGGAACACCUGGUUUCUCAGGCGCAGACCUUGCAAACUUGGUCAACGUAGCUGCUCUGAAGGCCGCUAUGGAUGGGGCAAAAGCUGUCACAAUGAAGGACCUGGAGUUUGCCAAGGACAGGAUCAUGAUGGGCAGCGAGCGCAAAUCAGCUGUGAUAUCUGAUGAGUGCAGGAAAAUGACUGCGUAUCAUGAGGGAGGGCAUGCCCUUGUUGCUAUUCACACGGAUGGUGCUAACCCUGUUCACAAGGCUACAAUAGUUCCAAGGGGAAUGGCUCUUGGCAUGGUUACACAGCUGCCGGAGAAGGAUCAGCAUAGUGUUUCGAGAAAGCAGAUGCUGGCAAGAUUGGAUGUGUGCAUGGGAGGAAGGGUGGCUGAAGAGCUUAUAUUUGGGAAAAGCGAGGUAACCUCUGGUGCCUCAUCUGACCUAAAGCAAGCAACACGGCUGGCAAGAGCCAUGGUCACCAAGUAUGGUAUGAGUGAGCGGGUGGGUCUUGUUUCCUACAGUGAUGACAAUGGGAAUAGUAUGAGCGCCCAAACAAGAGGCAUGAUUGAUAAGGAGGUGAAGGACAUUCUGGAGAGGGCGUACAAUAAUGCAAAGACGAUUUUGACAACACAUGAUAGGGAGCUUCAUGCGCUAGCAAACGCCCUUCUUGAGCAUGAAACGCUCUCUGGAGCCCAGAUCAAGAAAUUACUGGCACAGGUAAACAAUAGUGGCAAUAAGCAGAAGAAGGCUGCUAAGGUGCCACAGAAGACGCCAGCAGCCCCACCUCCCCCUCAGUCACCGGCUGCAGCGGCGGCGGCGGCAGCACAAGAAGCUGCGGCAAAAGCCAAAGGAGUUGCCGGUACAGCGGCUGCAGCACAGGCAGCAGCGGCAGAGGGGGUUGCGGGUAUUGGAUCAUAGUGGCACUGGGAGGAGCACGGCUGGCAUUUUGUAGACUGACCAAAUCAGCAGGUUGUCUGGCAUAAUGUGAUGGGUGAUUAGGGCGAAGGAGGCAAUGCUAUAAGGAGGUUAGCAGCUGCUGCUGUAAGAGAGCUGCAUUCUAGUCCCAAACAGUAUGUGAUGGUGGUGGUGUUGGUGGGAGGCAGGCAACCUGAAGAAAAGUUGCCGAUAUUAUGUGUAGCAGGCCAGGGACCUGGUUGUAGAUAACUCGCGUGUUGGCAUGCGGAACCAUCUUGUCGAGCGAUUAGUAUCAUUCUGCCGCGCAGUGGAUUCUUUGCCAUGCAACCUCAUUAUCGCAUUGUUCUUUAAUACUUUGUACCUGCGGUGAUAUCGAUAAUCCUGUCCUGAUGCUUGGAUCAGGUUAUGUAGCACUAGUUGAAUUGGAAAUUGGAAUGGUAGCGGCGUUUGACCAUGGAA